Pygocentrus nattereri (red-bellied piranha) is the source of this 933-nucleotide messenger RNA. RefSeq names its product lectin, galactoside binding soluble 3b (gene lgals3b). Gene Ontology annotation, biological process: positive regulation of calcium ion import; negative regulation of extrinsic apoptotic signaling pathway; positive chemotaxis. Gene Ontology annotation, molecular function: IgE binding; carbohydrate binding; laminin binding. Bases 76 to 777 code for a protein of 233 amino acids. The transcript has 6 exons. The record is from RefSeq and is a predicted model, not a curated record. NCBI's taxonomy places the organism in Eukaryota, Metazoa, Chordata, Actinopteri, Characiformes, Serrasalmidae. Gene Ontology annotation, cellular component: immunological synapse; nucleus.
AUAAAUAAACCCCACCCAAAAUUCCUUUCUGACAACCUUCUCCACCUGGGAACUACAUCUCAAGAAACGGAUAUCAUGGAUCUUGCAGAUGCUCUUGAUAGUGGAACAGCACCGAGCACUCAGUCUGGAGGGGCAACAUGGCCAGGGCAGCCCACAAACCCAUCCUGGCCUGGGCAACCUGCUUGGCCUGGGCAACCAGGCCAGCCCACCUGGCCAGGGCAACAGCCAGGCAUGCCAGCUCAGCCAUACUGGCCUGGUCAGCCAGGGCAGCCAGCAUGGCCUGGACAACCCAACCAGCCCACUGCACCAGGUUGGCCAGGACCAGCCCCACCAACUGCCCCUCAGACUGUCCAAGCACUGAGUGUUCCAUAUGACCUGGCUCUGCCCAGUGGAGUCUAUGACAAGAUGCUGUUUACCAUCCAGGGCGAGGUCAAGCCUGAUGCUAAAUUGUUCACAGUUGAUCUGGGCAGAAAUAAAGACAUAGCCUUUCAUUUCAACGCUCGCUUCAAUGAGGAUGGGAAGCAGGUGAUAGUGAGAAACAGCAUGAUAGGGAACCAGUGGGGUCAAGAGGAAAGAGCAAUUCCUUCAUUCCCUUUUGUCCAGGGGAAGACUUUUGAGAUGAAGAUCUUGUGCACUCAGACUGAAUUCAGAGUGGCUGUGAACAAGUCACACCUACUUGAGUUCAAGCAUCGGAUUCGUGAGCUCAAUCAGAUCAACCAAAUCAGCAUCUACAGGGAUGUCGCACUUUCAUAUGUAAACGUAGAGACACUGCCCUGAAAAAUGUAAAUCAUAUCAAUGUUCUUUUUAGAUGGUGUUUCUGUUGGAUAGUGACGGUGGCUAUGGUGAUAAUCUUACUGUAAAGAACAUCUUAUUAAGGGUCAUGUAUACUGAAAGUCUGUAAUAACAUAAAGCACAAUCCAUCAGUCACCUUGA